Molecule: messenger RNA, 3071 nt
Organism: Dioscorea cayenensis subsp. rotundata (Guinea yam)
Lineage: Eukaryota; Viridiplantae; Streptophyta; Magnoliopsida; Dioscoreales; Dioscoreaceae
Product: DNA replication licensing factor MCM2
Exons: 18
Coding region: 71-2908 (945 amino acids)
Biological process (GO): DNA replication; mitotic DNA replication initiation; double-strand break repair via break-induced replication
Cellular component (GO): MCM complex; nucleus
Molecular function (GO): single-stranded DNA binding; 3'-5' DNA helicase activity; single-stranded DNA helicase activity
Source: RefSeq, a predicted model, not a curated record
AAAAAGAUAACCCUCGUUCCCGCAAAACCCUCCAUUCUCGACCAAGAAGCCGCCGCCUCCUUCGAUCCAAAUGGACAACGCCGAUCAUCCCCCGUCCACUCCUGGGUCGCCGACCUCAGCCGGGUUCAGCACUGACCGGCUGCCUCCCAACACCAGCGGAAACACUGACUCCUCUGGAUCGGACGAUGAGGCCGCCGUUGAUCCUAAUGUCAUCCCUGAUGACGUCCCCGACGGGGACGACGUCGGUGAAGAGGAGGAUGGUGAAGAUCUCUUCAAUGAAAACUACAUGGACGAUUACCGGCGGAUGGACGAUCAUGAUCGGUAUGAGUCGUUGGGUUUGGAUGAUUCGAUGGAGGAUGAGCGGGAUUUGGAUCAGAUCAUGGCGGAUCGGAGGGCUGCGGAGGUGGAGCUCGAUAACAGAGAGAGGCGCACUGCUGUGGCUGGUCGAAAGCUGCCCCGCCUUCUUCAUGAUCAGGACUCAGAUGAUGAUAUAGGCUUCAGGCGUUCAAAAAGAUCUAGAGCUGAUUUCAGGCCUCCAGGAGGUGCAACAAGUGAUGAUGAUGGUGAUGGUCCCAUGCUGAGUUCACCAGGAAGAUCCCAACAGGGCCAUUCAAGAGAUGAUGUGCCAAUGACUGAUCAGACAGAUGAUGAUCCCUAUGAAGAUGAUUUUGAUGCUGAGAGCGAGAACAAUAUGUAUCGUGUCCAAGGAACACUGAGGGAGUGGGUGACAAGAGAUGAAGUCCGCCGAUUUAUUGCCAAGAAAUUUAAAGAGUUCCUCCUUACAUAUGUUAACCCAAAGAAUGAACAAGGAGAUUGCGAAUAUGUGCGUUUGAUAAAUGAGAUGGCGCUAGCGAAUAAGUGUAGUUUGGAGAUUGACUACAAACAAUUUAUCUAUGUUCAUCCAAACAUUGCAAUUUGGCUGGCUGAUGCCCCUCAGUCAGUGCUUGAGGUCAUGGAAGAGGUUGCCCAGAAAGUUGUUUUUGAUUUUCACAAGAACUACAAAAAUAUUCAUCAGAAGAUUUAUGUUCGAAUAACCAACCUUCCAGUUUAUGAUCAAAUACGUAACAUUAGACAGAUCCACCUGAACACAAUGAUUCGUAUUGGAGGAGUUGUGACUCGAAGAUCUGGUGUUUUCCCUCAGUUACAGCAGGUGAAAUAUGACUGCGCAAAAUGUGGCAUGGUUCUUGGUCCUUUUUUCCAGAACUCUUAUUCUGAAGUAAAAGUUGGGUCUUGUCCUGAAUGUCAGUCUAAGGGACCAUUCACCAUCAAUGUUGAGCAGACUAUUUAUAGGAACUAUCAGAAACUCACUCUUCAGGAAAGUCCUGGAAUUGUGCCAGCUGGUAGACUUCCAAGAUACAAGGAAGUGAUAGUUUUGAAUGAUUUGAUUGACUGUGCUCGUCCAGGAGAAGAGAUUGAGGUGACAGGAAUAUAUACCAACAACUUUGACCUCUCCUUGAAUACCAAAAAUGGGUUUCCUGUGUUUGCGACAGUAGUUGAGGCAAAUUUUAUCACCAAAAAGCAGGAUCUCUUCUCUGCCUACAAACUCACUGAUGAGGACAAGUCUGAGAUAGAGAAGUUGUCUAAGGACCCUAGAAUUGGAGAAAGAAUUAUCAAGUCCAUAGCCCCAUCAAUCUAUGGUCAUGAAGACAUUAAGACAGCUAUUGCUCUUGCCAUGUUUGGAGGACAAGAGAAAAAUGUGAAAGGAAAACAUCGUUUGAGAGGGGAUAUAAAUGUCCUCCUUCUGGGUGAUCCAGGCACUGCAAAAUCUCAGUUCCUUAAAUAUGUUGAGAAAACAGGCCAUAGAGCUGUUUACACCACUGGCAAAGGAGCAUCUGCAGUUGGGCUCACAGCUGCAGUCCACAAGGACCCCGUGACCAGGGAAUGGACUCUGGAAGGUGGUGCUCUAGUUCUAGCUGACAGAGGAAUUUGCCUAAUUGAUGAAUUUGACAAAAUGAAUGAUCAAGACAGGGUCAGUAUUCAUGAAGCCAUGGAACAGCAGAGCAUCAGUAUCUCAAAGGCAGGAAUUGUUACAUCUCUUCAAGCCCGGUGCAGUGUUAUUGCUGCAGCAAAUCCUGUUGGGGGAAGAUAUGACUCAUCAAAGACUUUUUCACAAAAUGUGGAAUUGACGGAUCCAAUUAUAUCACGUUUUGACAUCCUCUGCGUUGUUAAGGAUAUUGUUGAUCCGGUCACAGAUGAAAUGCUUGCUAAAUUUGUUGUGGAUAGUCAUUCAAGAUCACAGCCAAAAGGAGUUAAUAUUGAUGACAAUCAUGCAAGUCAUCCAGAAAAUCUAUUGGCCUCUGCCAGACAAGCAGACCCAGAGAUACUUUCUCAAGACAUGCUCAAAAAGUACAUAACAUAUGCCAAGUUAAAUGUCUUCCCCAAGCUACAUGAUGCUGAUCUGGACAAGCUCACACAUGUUUAUGCUGAACUACGAAGAGAGUCAUCUCACGGUCAAGGAGUUCCUAUAGCAGUCCGCCAUAUUGAGUCCAUGAUACGAAUGUCAGAAGCCCAUGCUAGAAUGCAUCUAAGAAAUUAUGUAUCACAAGAAGAUGUAGACAUGGCAAUACGUGUCCUGCUAGAUUCUUUUAUAUCAACCCAGAAAUUUGGAGUCCAGAAAGCUCUGCAAAAGAGGUUUAAGAACUACAUGACAUUCAAGAAGGAUUUCAACGAGUUACUCUUGCAUUUUCUACGUGUUCUGGUGAAAGAAGCAUUACACUUUGAGGAAAUUAUGUCUGGUUCUACUGCCCGCCUUACACAUAUCGAGGUCAAGAUAGAAGAGCUACGAAACAAGGCCCAGGAAUAUGAAAUCUAUGAUCUGAAGCCAUUCUUCUCCAGUGCCCAUUUUAGAAAUAACAACUUCAUUUUGGAUGAGGAGCGAGGAGUUAUCAGACACCCCCUUGCUAGAUAAUGAUGACUUGUACUAAACUAAAUCUUCUGACCCAGUUAAGUAUCCUGCCAAGGCUGUUACAUUCUUCAGUUGCUUGUAAUGUUUUUCAGGCUUGACAUUCAAAAACUAUGACAUUAUUGUUCUUUGAAUCCGAAUCAAGAAUCUAUUUUCGCCUUGUUUGGCA